Colletotrichum gloeosporioides is the source of this 213-nucleotide messenger RNA. RefSeq lists its product as uncharacterized. The record is from RefSeq and is a predicted model, not a curated record. Lineage: Eukaryota; Fungi; Ascomycota; Sordariomycetes; Glomerellales; Glomerellaceae. The transcript has a single exon. The coding region runs from base 1 to 213 and encodes 70 amino acids.
AUGCAGACAGUGUACGCACUCGGGGGCUUCAUCGACACCUGCCCUGAGAUUCGUUUCUGGGACCCGGACUCUAUCUGGGGAAACAAAUACAAGACCUCGCCAUAUUUGGUCGCCAGGUGCACAAGCAGUGACGGCGAUGACUAUUGCACAUGGCUGCCAUUGACGAUGUGCUAUUCCAACAUUGGUGGCCAACUUGUGGCUCGAAGUCAGUAA